Molecule: messenger RNA, 1155 nt
Organism: Aspergillus saccharolyticus JOP 1030-1
Lineage: Eukaryota; Fungi; Ascomycota; Eurotiomycetes; Eurotiales; Aspergillaceae
Product: phytanoyl-CoA dioxygenase family protein
Exons: 2
Coding region: 1-1086 (361 amino acids)
Source: RefSeq, a predicted model, not a curated record
AUGUAUCAAUCGACUCCCACUCUCCGUUCUUCAACUUCCAACAAAAUUCCUCAAUUUACACCCUCUCUCACUGCAAUGACCGCCACCACAACCCCCUACCUCACCUCCCUCCAACGCGACGGCUUCGUCCGCAUCCCCUCGCUCCUCACCCCCGAAGAAAUCACCCACUUCCGCACCAUCGCCACCGAAACCACCCACCUCACCCGCAAGGGCCAAUGGCCACACUUUCGCACCGUCCCCAAGCAAUUCCCACCAUGGCCGUCAACCGCGCCUCCGGCCUCUGAAGGCGGGAUCUGGGGCGUGCAGCACCUGCUGCACCCCGACAUGCCGCACCGCACCGACUUCGCCCGCUUUUACUUCUCCGACAAAGUGCUCGCCGUCGCCGAAGAGCUGCUGGGGGUGACCGGCUCAUGCACCGCCCGAGACAAUGACACGACGGAAGAGCCGCUGGUGAUGGAGCUCUUCAACCUCCUCGUCGCCCCGGAAACCAAGGACUUCGCGCUGCGCUGGCAUCGCGACGACAUCCCCGAGCACGUCUCCGAGGAUGAGGAGAUGCGCCUCCUGCACCAGAAGAGCCCGCACGGCCGCCAGUCGCACGCCCAGUAUAACCUGGCCCUGUGCGCGGACCGCUCGCUGAUUGUGGUGCCGGGCUCGCACCGCCGCGUGCGCACAGAGGUCGAGCGCACCGCGGACCCCUAUGCGCCCGAGCUGCCGGGGCAGUUGGUUGUGGAGUUGAAGCCUGGCGAUGCGGUGUUUUAUGAUAGUAAUAUCCUACAUCGUGGGGUGUAUCGCGCGAAGCCGGAGGGGCAGGAGGAGGAGCCGCGGUUGACGUUGCAUGGGAGUAUUGGGUUGAAGGCUGCGGGGGAUGAUGCUGCUGCUGCUGCUGGGGCAAAUGGGGAGGAGGGUGCUGCCGGGGGGAGCGCAGCCGGUAAGGUGCGGGCGACGGCGGUGUUGCAGCAUGGGGUUGGGGCGUGGGUGCGGCGCGAGGAUGCGGCGUUUGGCAUUGGGGAACGCGCGGAGAGGAUGAGGGCGAACCUGGUGGCUAUGGGGUCUGGGGAUGGGGUUGGGUUCUCUCUGCAGGGGUGAUCUCUGACGGGGUUUUUGUCUGUCUGGAGGAUAGUGUAGAUAAGAUGGGAUUGAUAGAGCACUGUAAUG